Suricata suricatta (meerkat) is the source of this 2665-nucleotide messenger RNA. RefSeq names its product zinc finger protein 577-like. The coding region runs from base 413 to 2380 and encodes 655 amino acids. Gene Ontology annotation, biological process: central nervous system development; regulation of transcription by RNA polymerase II. Gene Ontology annotation, molecular function: RNA polymerase II cis-regulatory region sequence-specific DNA binding; DNA-binding transcription factor activity, RNA polymerase II-specific. Gene Ontology annotation, cellular component: nucleus. The transcript is spliced from 7 exons. Lineage: Eukaryota; Metazoa; Chordata; Mammalia; Carnivora; Herpestidae. The record is from RefSeq and is a predicted model, not a curated record.
GAUUCCGGGUCUCGGGAAUGACGCGCGCUGGCCCUUGUCGGCCGCCGUCCGCUACGUUCUGAGGGUCUGUCAGCGGCUGAGGUGGACUCGGUGGUCUGUGGACCCAGAGGCAAAGCGUUUAGAGAAGUGGUAGCGUGGUUUUCACCAGUGGUGGGGAGCGAGGCCAUCGCCAGGUGGCAAGUGUAUGGACUGUGGAGCAAGAAGAACCUGCUUUUGCCUCUGACUCGGGUUCUAGUCCAGGGGAACAAGGCAUUAUUGGUACUAGAAGGAGGAGGUUCCAGGCCUGGGAGAUCAUCAUUUCUGGCAGCAGCCUGACCUGAGAUUUCUUGACCGUAACUUCCGGGCAGACCCAGAGCAGACGGAAGACAGAGCAUAUCCUGGAGUUUCUAGCCUUUCCUAAGAACAAGAGAAAAUGACCAAGGCCCAGGCGCCGUUAUCAUUUGAGGACGUGGCCGUGGGCUUCUCCCCGGAGGAGUGGCAGCUCCUGGCCCCCGCCCAGAAGGACCUGUACCGGGACGUGAUGCUGGAGAACUACAGGAACCUGGUGUCGCUGGGCUACCAAGCCAGCAAACCAGAUUCCCUCUUCCAGUUGGAGCAUGGAGGACCACCGUGGGCAGUAGGGGGAGCAGCUCCGCGGCCGCCCUGUGCAGGAACAGGCUAUCCAGCUACCCAGCCACAUAUGAUCCUUAGUUUCAAGCAUGGAGGGAAGCCGUGGAGCUUCGAAGAUGAAAUGCAGUGUCGGUACUCCUCAGGCAAGAAACCAUUUGGAUACAAUGAAUGUGCAGUGAAUGCUUUUGAACCACUCAUGAGUGUGCUUCAGAGAACUCGUGCAGGAGGGAAAUCCCAUGAAUGCAGAAAAGCCUUUCCCAGUAAGCUAAAGCUAAUAAGUAAAGCUACUCAUCAGCAGACUCACACAGGGGAGAGACCAUUUGGGUGCAAUCAAUGUCAAAAAGCGUUCAUUACAAAGUCAGCACUCAGCUGCCAUCAGAAAACUCAUCAUAGAGAAGGGAAAUCCUAUGCAUGCAGUAAAUGUGAGAAAGCUUUUCCUUGGAAGUCAAAACUCGCCUUACAUCAGAGAACUCAUUCAGGAGAGAGACCUUUCAGAUGCAGAGUGUGUGAUAAGGCCUUCAUGGUCCGGACACAUCUGACUGUGCACCAGAGAACUCACACAGGAGAGAAACCAUAUGAGUGCUCCGACUGUGAGAAAGCGUUCUCCAAAAAGGCUCAGCUCAUAAUCCACCUGCGAAUUCACACAGGAGAGAGGCCGUACGGAUGCAGUCAGUGUCCAAAAGCAUUCAUUACAAAGUCAGCACUCAUCUAUCAUCGGAAAACCCGUCAUAAAGAGGGGAAAUCCUAUGGAUGCAGUAAAUGUGGGAAGACUUUUCCUUGGAUGUCAAAACUCGCCUUACAUCAGAGAACUCAUUCAGGAGAGAGACCUUUCAGAUGCAGAGUGUGUGAUAAGGCCUUUAUGGUCCGGACACAUCUGACUGUGCACCAGAGAACUCACACAGGAGAGAAACCAUAUGAGUGCUCCGACUGUGAGAAAGCGUUCUCCAAAAAGGCUCAACUCAUGAUUCAUCAGCGAAUUCACACAGGAGAGAGACCAUACGGAUGCAGUCAGUGUCAACAAGCCUUCAUCCAGAGGUCGGAUCUAACUCAUCAUAAGAAAACUCAGCAUGCAGUUGGGAAAUCUCAUGGAUGCAGUGAAUGUGGGAAGGUUUUGUCCUCUAAGUCAACUCUUGUUAUACAUCAGAGAACCCAUACCGGUGAGAAGCCCUUCAAAUGCAGUGUAUGUGAUAAAGCCUUCACAUCAAAAGCACAUCUUAUUGUCCAUCAGAGAAUUCAUACAGGAGAGAAACCAUAUGAAUGUUUGGGCUGUGAGAAAGCCUUCUCCACUAAGGCACAUCUUAUGAUUCAUCAGCGAAUUCACACAGGAGAGAGACCCUAUGAAUGCAGUGAAUGUCAACAGGCUUUCAUCCAGAAGUCAGGCCUCACAAUCCAUCUGCAAAAUUGUCACGCAAGAGUGAAAUCUCAUGGCUGUAGUGAGUGUGGAAAGGUUUUGUCCUGUAAGUCAACUCUCAUUAUACAUCAGAGAACCCAUACUGGCGAGAAACCCUUCAAAUGUAAUGUGUGUGAGAAAGCCUUCACAGCUAAAUCGUAUCUCACUGUCCAUCAGAGAAUUCAUACAGGAGAGAAGCCAUAUGAAUGCUGUGAUUGUAAGAAAGCAUUUGCUACUUUGUCAACUCUCAUUGGUCACCGGAGAACUCACACAGGAGAGAGACCCUAUGGAUGCAGUGAAUGUCAAAAAGCCUUCUUUCGGAAGUCAGCUCUUCUUAAUCAUCAGCAAAGUCAGCAUAGAGGAAAAUUGUCUAUGCAGUGACUGUAGGAACGUGAGAAGUAGGUUUCAAUUAGUCAGUUCUAUCUGUUCAGAGAACUCAUUCAAAAUAGAAAUGCCAUGAAUGCUGUGAUUAUAGUAGACCUUUCUAAAAUUUCUGUAGAAACUAAAAUAAGCCUUUCAUCUGAAGACUCCUCUCAGUAUACCACAGGGAUCUCACCAAAGAGAGAAACAUUAUAAAUGCAGUGAUUGUCAAAAAUUUCAUUUGGGGAUGCCUAGGUGGCUCAGUUAAGCAUCAAGACUCCAGCCUAGGUCACAAUCUCACUGUUC